AUGGCCACUCCAAUGAGCCACCAAAAGCUGGCAGAGCGAUUGUUCAUUUUGAACGAUCGACAACUGGGGGUGCUAACACGACUCCAUCAUAUGAAACAACUUCUAUCUUCUCCGGACUAUCGCCCUACCGUUAUGCCUGGCGGUGACAAGGUAUUCGAACCGGCUUGGAAAGCUUUGCUCAAAAAGUUUCCCUCUAUUGAAUUUCGCAGUGGACAGUCUAGUAUACAACCGUUUAUUACCCAUCAAAAACAACUGUUUGGAGUUAUGUCUACAUACUAUUACAACCUUGCUGAUGUUUUGGAAGUGCGUGAUAACUUCAGUGAUCUGUUGGGCCGGUUUAGCGCAUCUCAGAUUCAGUUGGAUAUCACAGUGAAUUCAGAUAUUACGCGAUUAUAUUUAGAGCUAGUGAGCAAUUAUUUUGCCAUGAUGUUUUUUCUGACACGCAUCCCGGAUGUGAAAGCCAUUCUUGCGUUGUUCAACUUUCUCUACGACCAACUGAAUGGAAAACCCGAGCCCAAUUAUCCUCGUAUGGCGGAGCUUUUCACCGAAACACCCGAUGCAAUGCUGAAAACACUCCAUGCAGAGAUAAACCCUCACGCAAAAACCAUUUCUCGCGCUUUAAGCUCACUGAGUGAUUUCUUUGUUCGACGAACGGUACGAGCCCAAAAUUGGAGUGAUGGACAUUUUUUGAACAUUCUGAAUGAGCCCAGUAAAAUCGCACAUACCGUACUCGGUGAUCAACUAGCCUGUGAACUCAUCCCAUACGAAAUGAUGGAGCGUUGGGUGGUUUUUGGUUAUUUACUCAUCUACCCAGAGCUGAGCGAUGAAGAUGCUUUUAAUCGACUCAAAACUGCGCUGAAGCAUACUUAUGUCGUUGUACUUUUCCGUGAUGAAGUGGUCUAUAUCCACGCAUUGCUCCAGUCCUUCUUGGAAUCUGUGUGGACGAAUAAGGUGGGAACCAAACGAAUCAACGAAAUCAGAGAAACCUUGUCCAUUGCAUGUUCACAGACACUUGAAGUUCAUGCGGAUCGGCGUACCUACCUUCGUUCUGCAUUACGCCAGCUUCAUCUCAUUCUAGCCGACGAGCCCGGUCUUCUAGGCCCAAAGGCAUUCCUUGUAUUUUGGGGGUUGUCUUAUGCAACAGACGAAGUUCAUUGGUUGCUUAGGCAUCUAUCCAACCCGCCAGUCAAAAAAUCCGGUGCAGGUUCCUCUAGAUCCCACCAGAAUCCUACAGAAGAGUUUGGUGAUCCGUUUCUUCCGGAGUUGCUGUUUUACAUGGAAGAAUUGCGACUACUAAUCGUUCGUUACACGCCAGUAAUUCAGCGGUUCUAUGUGCAACUACUGGCUUGUUACGAUGCUCCCGGACUAAGUGAAUAUGUGGGUGAAAUUUUACCGCGUCUCCCCGGUGACGAAGCUAUCAUUCUAUCUAGCAUUUCAAAACAACUUUUAGAUCUCUCUGAAGAACAAGUUCUACAAGAUACCACUCAAAACUCAUGUGAACAAUUUGCCAUGUUUGAUUUUUCUGGAAUCCGUUUGGAUUGGUUACGUCUGCAAACUAGCAUGUCGUGUAAAACAUCACCAAUAAUGCUAGCUGAUCAUCGUCGUUUAGUGGAACAUUUGCAUUCUACAAUAUUUCAUACAAAACUGGUGGAUUAUUUGGACGAGUUACUCCGUCUUGUCUCGGACAUGUCCAUAUUCACUUUCUAUCCAACGCAAUUUGCCGAUCUGUUUGCGCACUGUCUCAUGUGUCCUGCCCAGUUGCGCUUUACCAUAGUGUUUCCCAGUAUUUGUUGCCAUGCCAUUCAGGCGUGCCAUGAUCUUUGCCCAGAAGAACGUGCAUUUCUCGGUCGUUCCUCUAUUCGAAUUGCUCAUCAUUUCUGCCAAAAAAUAGCCGAUCGCGUCUGUGCAGACUUUCUGACUCGUGUGGACGAGUUUGGAAAUUUAGCUGAUCAAUUGGCUCCGCAAACCGCAGUCCCCUGGUUAUCCGAGGAACGACCAGCUAAGAGAAAGGGUAAGAAAACAAGUUCCGCUUCCCGGCCAAUUAUGAACGGGACCGGGUCAACCGAGGUGACAAAAACCAAAUCGUUACCGGGGUCUGGGAAAACUGGUGCUGCACACGGGAACGACACGCGAUUUGUCCCCGGAAUGGAAAGUUUUCGACGAAAUCGGGAGGAACAAACCAUCAAUGAUCGUACCUUAUUUAGUCUGAGCCAGCUGUGUCAAGCGGUGAAUCAUUAUCGUGAACUUAUCAUUUAUGAUCAGGUGAUCAACCCACGCGAAGUGCUUCAAAACGAAAUCCAAGCUCGAUUGAUUGAAGUGCUAGCCAGCUAUUCGGAAUGCACGUAA
Echinostoma caproni is the source of this 2346-nucleotide messenger RNA. NCBI's taxonomy places the organism in Eukaryota, Metazoa, Platyhelminthes, Trematoda, Plagiorchiida, Echinostomatidae. The record is from the annotation of a GenBank genome assembly.